AUGGGUAACACAUCGAGCCUCAAGUCCCAUAUGUCUAACGCCGAGAGGACAGGCGUUUUCCAGUUGACGAAAACCAGUUUAACUGAAUUCCCGUCCGAUUUGUCCAAAUUGUCACCAAAUCUGCGAACUCUGGAUCUCUCCUACAAUAAGAUGCGAUCCAUUCCUCCACUCAUCGGACACUUCCAGCACCUAAAGAGCCUGUCGUUGAACAGCAACCGAUUGGUGUCACUGCCGGCGGAGAUCUCGCAGUUGACACGACUGGAAGUGCUGUCACUCAAUGAUAAUCUGCUGAAACAGUUGCCGCCAUCGAUGGCCAGUCUCGCGAACCUCAGAACCGUUCAGUUGGCGAACAAUCAGUUGCAGACAUUUCCCACAGUAUUCCUCCACUUAAAGCACUUGGAUUUCCUGGACUUGUCUCGCAAUCACAUCACCGAAGUUCCCGAUGACGUCAAGAGUCUGUUUGUGUCUGAACUGAAUCUAAACCAAAACCAGAUAUCUGUGGUCUCGGACGCCAUCGCCGAGUGUCCCAAACUCAAGGUCUUGAGAUUAGACGAGAACUGUUUGCAGUUGUCGGCCAUCACUGAGAAUAUGCUGAAGAACUCGAAGAUAUCGCUGUUGGCCGUCGACGGCAACCUCUUUGAGUUGAAAGACUUACACCAUUUGAAUGGUUACGAGUCUUAUAUGGAGAGGUAUACGGCGACUAAGAAGAAGAUAAUGUGA
This is a messenger RNA of Oppiella nova, 720 nucleotides long. Lineage: Eukaryota; Metazoa; Arthropoda; Arachnida; Sarcoptiformes; Oppiidae. The record is from the annotation of a GenBank genome assembly.